This is a messenger RNA of Schizophyllum commune H4-8, 814 nucleotides long. RefSeq lists its product as uncharacterized. The coding region runs from base 336 to 587 and encodes 83 amino acids. The record is from RefSeq and is a predicted model, not a curated record. The transcript is spliced from 3 exons. NCBI's taxonomy places the organism in Eukaryota, Fungi, Basidiomycota, Agaricomycetes, Agaricales, Schizophyllaceae.
GCAUGUACACGCAAAUGCCUUCAUCUCCCGACAGGACCCUGCGGCACAAGAUGUUCUAUCGCGCAGACGGACACCCGCGCUCGAAACGCGCUGGGCUCUGUGCGCGUAUGUUCCUUCUACUUCUCCAUCACUUUUGUCCCCCUCCUUAGCUGACGCGCCUCAGUGCUACUUCUCACCGCCCUCCCGUACGCUUUACUGAAAGCAUACACCCGUAGCUCUGAACAGGAAGCCGCACGCGACGUCCUGGCCGCCUACGCCCGCACCGCCCUCUUCACCCGCCGCCCCUUCGACCCGCGCGACCUCCCCGCCCUCUACGCGCACCUGACCUCGCGAACAUGUGCGCCGCGGUGGAUAUCCUGCAGGCGCACCCGGACUCGCGGAUGCGCGAGGUCCUCGCGCGCGCCUGUCUAGUGCUCGUGCCGUACCUGCGCGCUCUGUACAACCAGGCGGGCAAGUCGUUGGUUCAGACGGAGACGGGGAAGGAUACGGCGAAGGCGGUGCUGCAGAUGAUUUUCGUCUUCCAGCUGGAGAUUGCGCUCGAUGCGGCGGAGAUGGGGAUGCUCGAGGUCAGGGUGGUUAAUGAUUAGGAUAAUCGUGAUGCCGCACAAGUCGGCACGUCGAGCCAUUGGUGAUGGACCUCAGAAGGCGGGCCACAGCAGGGCGAAGGGAAAAUCAAACAAUGGACAUCACCGUGACGGACAGCUGCAUCUAGCACGCAUCGUAAAGCUCGGAUGAUUCGCAGCACACUUGCGAGCUUUUUAUGGCGGAUUGAGAAGGAAGUUCUUGAAAGGGACGUUGUUGAUUGGGAUGUGUG